Molecule: messenger RNA, 1413 nt
Organism: Talaromyces atroroseus
Lineage: Eukaryota; Fungi; Ascomycota; Eurotiomycetes; Eurotiales; Trichocomaceae
Exons: 4
Coding region: 1-1413 (470 amino acids)
Biological process (GO): methionyl-tRNA aminoacylation
Molecular function (GO): ATP binding; methionine-tRNA ligase activity
Source: RefSeq, a predicted model, not a curated record
AUGGAUACGCAGGCAUUUUGUGAUAUGAACUGCAACACGUUCAAGGAUCUGGCAAAAGCCGCAAACCUGUCGCAUGAUCACUUCAUCCGGACCACGGAUACAGCGCAUAAGGAUGCUGUGCGAUAUUUCUGGGAAAUGCUUCAGCAUCGUGGUUACAUAUAUACCAAGAAGCAUGAAGGCUGGUACUCUGUCAGUGACGAAGCGUUCUAUCCGAAGUCACAGGUGCAGCCCUCUUUGGAUCCCGCGACAGGCCGAAAAUUAAUGGUUUCGGUUGAGACCGGAAAAGAAGUUGAAUGGUCAUCGGAGACCAACUAUCACUUCCGUUUAUCUGCCUUUAAGGACCGACUUCUCCAGUUCUAUGAGAAAAACCCCAACUUUGUCAGACCGAAGCAUCAUAUGGAUGCUCUGGUGAAGUCUGUAAGAGAGGGAUUGCAGGACUUGUCAAUAUCCAGGCCCGCCGAGCGUCUGACCUGGGGUGUUAGGGUUCCAGGGGACGAAUCCCAGACGAUCUACGUUUGGCUAGAUGCGCUUGUUAAUUACCUAACAAAGGCUGGCUAUCCUUUCACCCCAGGCAAGGAAUCGGAAAUGGGCUGGCCAGCUGAUAUCCACGUUGUAGGAAAAGACAUUGUUCGUCACACACAAUCACACAGUUUCCAUUGCGUGUACUGGCCUGCAUUCCUCAUGGCACUUGACUUGCCUCUUCCUCGGACAGUUCUUGUCCAUGGUCACUGGACAAUGAACCAGGCGAAAAUGUCAAAGUCCACAGGCAAUGUCGUGAACCCCUUCUUUGCCAUAGACCGGUUUGGCUUGGAUUCCAUGCGGUUCUUCCUCAUGCUUCAAGGCCCACAAGAUAAUGAUUCUGAUUACGACAACUCUUAUGUCGUUCGCGACUACAGGACGCAUCUGCAACGUGGACUCGGCAAUUUGACAAGUCGCACAUUGGGUGUUGCUAAGUUGCAAUUGCGGCCGUGCAUAGAAGCUGCGGCGAAUGGUACACUUGUUAAACCACAGCCAUCGGAUCUUGAAAUUGAAGCCUGUCUUCGUAGUAGGCCAAAAAGUGUCAGAAAGUCAAUGGACGCCAAUUUAGAUCCGAAAAGAGCUCUUGAAAAAAUCGCGAAACUCGUGCAACUGGUCCAAUAUUAUUUCCACAUAUCAGCACCAUGGGACCACGACACAACGGGGGACCCCAGUCAAGGCUACCGCUGUAUUUACAACGCGUGUGAGGGUCUGCGCAUCGCUGGCAUUCUCCUGCAACCUUUCAUGCCCCAAAAAUCCACGGAAUUGCUGGAUCUUCUCGGCGUGGGUGCCUCCGCAAGGGGGUUUUCAUCGGCCAGUUAUGGAGCGGACUUUGAUUAUGGCCACGACGUGAAAAGGAAUAAACACCUAUUCCGGCAGCUUCUGAUGGAGAAAUAA